AUGUAUCCUGAUGUUUCCACUAUGCAGAAUCUGCCUGAAGAUCUUGUUGAGAAACAGCAGCAGUUUCUGAGUUUCAUUCUAUUCAGAAGACGUGAACACAAUUAUCCUUUGAAAUAUAUUGCAAACCUAGAUAAAACUUCUGUUGCUUUUGAUCUUCCUAGUAUGACAACUGUAGACAAGCACGGCACUAAAACGCAGUUACCAGCAACUUGCAUAUUCAAAUUACGUACCAUACCUCAUGAGGAAUUUCCUAUGGGUAUAAAUGUAAGAGUUAAUGAAAAGGGAUGGUGUAAUGAAACAGAAAUGUUGUGGUGGAUAAAUAAUGUCUGGUCUAAGAGGCUUACAAAUCAAUAUGAAAGUUCACGAUCUCUGUUGGUACUCAAUUCCUUUCACGGUCAUCUCGUCAAUUCAGUGAAGCAGCAAUUUGUAAGUAAGAAAACUGAUCUAGCAGUGAUUCCAGGAGGGCUUACUAGUAAACUGCAGCCAUUGGACGUGAUGAUAAAUCAUUCAUUCAAAGCUAAGAUGCGCAUUCAGUAUAAUGAGUGGAUGACUUCAGAGAUAC
Paraglomus occultum is the source of this 562-nucleotide messenger RNA. NCBI's taxonomy places the organism in Eukaryota, Fungi, Glomeromycota, Glomeromycetes, Paraglomerales, Paraglomeraceae. The record is from the annotation of a GenBank genome assembly.